Messenger RNA from Bursaphelenchus xylophilus (pine wood nematode), 3394 nucleotides. The record is from the annotation of a GenBank genome assembly. NCBI's taxonomy places the organism in Eukaryota, Metazoa, Nematoda, Chromadorea, Rhabditida, Aphelenchoididae.
AUGGCCUCGACCAAGGUCUACUCAUAUUUGGACGACGAUAAUACACCAUUCCUGACCAGUGUCCCGGUUUCGGCGAGUCAAAUUACACUUGGUGACUUCAAAAAGGCCCUCCCGAAGCGGAAUCUCACGUAUUCGCAGAAAGUUUUUGAUGAAAAUGUCAAGAAGUAAGUGUAUUUUGAUUAGCAAGUCGGAGAUUUCAAGAUAAAAGAGUUUUUAGUUACUGUUUUUGCAUUUUUCUAUCUGAUCCUCAUGGAUAAUGUAAAUUUCUUCAGACACGUCAAACGAACAAUCCACGACGACUCCGAGCCCCUUCAGCUGAACGAAAAUGGAGUUGUCGAACUUUUUCUAACCUCAAAUGGUCCUAUUGGGACACUAAAGACCAACGGAAGGCACUACAAAAACCUUCCACCGCAUCUGGCCAAUUAUGGAGUAAGUUGCUUAUAACUUUUGAUUUGAUGUUUAGGUUGGUGAUCUGGACGUGUGUGGAGGUCAACGGGUGUCGAUGGUUACUGCUGAGCCAUCAAUUUCGGGUGCUGGAAGCUAUUUGAGCAGUGAGUUUUAUUAUACUUGAAAUUGUUGUUGUAUGUAACGGAAAACUUGUUGUUUCUUGGUGAAUAUUGAUAGGAGUUGGAUGAAUUUGGUAUUAUUAGAGAGCUUAGGGCAUAAUUCAGCUAACUGUUUCAUGUUUGAGUUAGAAUAUUUUGAUUACCAUAGAGUUUUUAUCUAUUUUCGGUUAAAGGCCAUGAAUAAUAUAAAUUUUUAAAUUUCAGAGCGAGCAGGCGAACAAUUAGCUAGUAUUGACAACACCUCAGCCUCCGAAGACCCUUAUGUAUUCGAACAGAGCAGUAUUGCGAAUCAAUCUUCAGAUUAUCUUCGAGUUAUGAACACCACAGACUAUUCGAGGAGGAGGAAAAAACGAGAACGAUAUCGGCGGCCAUACGUCCCGAGUACGAUCUCAUCAGCUUCUGGGAUGUCGUCAGUACCUCAGGUGACAGAGAUUAUGCUCGACCUGAGGGAACAUGCACUUGGAAUUGACAUUGGAAUGUGUGAUGGAGCUGUUUUGAUCACAAGUAUUGCGAAAAGUAAGUCUUUUCGGAUUUUUUUGUGUUAUACGUUUAGGGAAGUGAGGAGAAGAUUAUGUCCAUCAUUUUGCGGCAAAAUUUGGCUUGGCGAUGUCAGAUUUCAAAGGUUUUGUCUAAAAUAAUAUAAUUUUGAUCGACAUUUUGGAUUUUCGAUAUUGUUUCAUUCCUAAUGAAUCAAAAACAAUAUGAAACUAACAUCUAUGCUUCAAAUAGGAUCUAUACUCCAUAUUUUCCAGACAGCGCGGCCGAUCGUUGUGGCGCAUUGGGCGUUGGAGAUCAAAUUGUUCAAGUCGACAAUACCUCAUUUGAAGAACUCUCGGAUGAACAGGUUGUGAGCCUGUUGAGGAAGAUCUCAAGUCAAAAGCGAGUUGUGCGAAUUGUAGUGGCAAGAUACAAACGAGAUUCGGACCAACGAUCGGAUGCUUUGAGUGCACUGUGCGAAACCGCCGAAAUUGAUGUAUCGCUGUGGGUGGAGGGAACAAAGUAAGUAUUUUUGUCUUUUUGUUGGCUUUUAGGCUAAGAUACGAGAUGGCGGUGUCACUUUUCUGUGAUUGUGACGUUUCAAACACCUUUUUGGAAUUUUUGGAUAUUAUACUAGAUAAAAAUUUUAAAAAAGCGAUGUUUUCGGCUAUUUUUUUGUCGUUUCAUUAAGAAUUAUGAAGUGUAAUCGUCCUUUAUCUGCAGACAAGCAAAUCCCGAUGCUCCGUUUGACGACUUCCAUCAAAAUCCAAACACCUCGGCCCAUAUAAAUGAAGCGGCCGAAGAGACGUCGGACGAGGAAAGAGCGGCCUAUGAUGAUCGUAGAAAUGGAAUUGGUGCCCAUUUUGUCCCACAGAUUAAGUUAAUGAGAGCAAUUCAUCAACGCACCGAGGCUAACGGGCAUAUUCCGAACGACGAGAACGGUAGGUGUUUGAUUUUUUUGUUUUCGAUUUUUAGGUAUGAAGCAUGAGGAUUAAUACGAAUUUACCGAGGUGUUAUGGAGUAAAAGUAAUACUCUUGCUAUUGCAGAUCGCCAUUCCCGCCUAUCGGCAACGGACGCCAUGGAAAUUGUGGUCCGACAAAUGGCCCGUCUCGACUCGGGCCUCAAAAUUAAGGACCGAAAAUGGCUCAAGAUCCCCAUCCCCAUGUCCUUUAUCGGUCAUGAACUCGUGAACUGGCUUCUGGAGAAUGUGGAUGGCCUAGAUAAUCGGAAACAAGCAAGGAAUUAUGCGAAACAAUUGCUGGAGAAGGGAUUCAUCAAACACGCUGUGAAUAUGAACUCGUUCAGCGAGAAAUGCUACUAUAAAUUUCAAGGUGAGUAGUUAAAAAGUGGUAGAAAGAUGGGAAAUUUUGGAUAGUAGGGGUUUAAAGGCGAUCUAGACGGUUGAUUUGAGAAUUUUGAAGGUUUUGGGAUAUUAUCCAUGAGGUUAAUGGAGAAAUUUUUGAAUUUUGAUUUUGGAGGUGAAAAUUGAUGGAAAAUUACUGUUAAAGGCGGUGUCUGGUAUAAAAAGGGCUCUAGUUUUCUAUGGAGUAGUUUUUGAGACACCUAAGGCCGGGGAUUUCCCACACAGAGCAAUUUUUGAUAUUGUCCAUGGGAUCUAAUACCUUUUUUUGAUUUUAUUUUUUCACCUAAUGAAAUGGAUGAAAAGUCUUGAUACUGCUGUUCAAUUUGCGCUAUAUAGGUUAUAUUUAAACGUGGUAUGUUUAAAAUACGGGUUAUUGAAGAAACUGUUGGUAAAAUAUGACUUUUUAUAUUACACAUGAGGUUAACAAUUUUUUUCAGAGAAAAUAUGCGAAGAACGUCUUCUCAUGGAACAGCAAGCCAAGCUGAACACCGUAGACAGUCCCACAGAGAUUACGUACAUGAGCGGACCUUCGUCUCCCCACCAGCCUCAUCGACAAAUACCUAAUAAUUAUCAUACCGGACCCUUGGAUGGUAAGUCUAUUUUUUGGUGAUUUUUGAGAGAAUUAAGAUAAUUUCGAGGUUAAAAAGGAUGUUUAAAGGCGUCUAGUUUAACUUAGAGUAGUUUGAGAUACAAUUGAAGGAAAUAUUGAUAUGGUUUUGAUACAAAUUUGACCUUAUUUUAGUCCUCCAACAACGUCAAAUCAACUAUUCCGGAACACAACCACCACCCCCUCGAAUCAACCCCCAAAUGACCUCCAAGUCCCAACCAGCCCUCCCCAACACAUUACCCAUGAAUUCAACACAAGUGCAACGACCUAUGAACUCAACGGCCGUCGACCUCUCCAAGUGGGAAUUCAGCCCAAUCCCCGCGCGAAAUUACCGCGAUUGCGAGUCUACCUCGGGUAUUUAUGAUGUAGUUAAACAGUAG